Molecule: messenger RNA, 1756 nt
Organism: Anguilla anguilla (European eel)
Lineage: Eukaryota; Metazoa; Chordata; Actinopteri; Anguilliformes; Anguillidae
Product: cAMP-specific 3',5'-cyclic phosphodiesterase 7B-like
Exons: 13
Coding region: 323-1639 (438 amino acids)
Molecular function (GO): 3',5'-cyclic-AMP phosphodiesterase activity
Source: RefSeq, a predicted model, not a curated record
CACUGAAGCCCAUUGGCCUGUCAUCCCCAAGCCCUGCCUCGCGCUUCUGACGGCACCUCCCUCUGCAGCUUCCCCGCCGCCAGCCGAACGCUAUAUCAGAGACUCAAUCGGAGUGGUCCGUUACAUAGCCCGGUCACUCAACACUAAUAGCCUACUACACGAAGUAUUCUGCGCAUAGGGUGUCAGAGAUCGCCUCUGCUUUUUAAAUUCCACUCGUCCUGCAUGCGCUUCUUGGAUUCUGCACCGUGUGUCUUCAUGAGCGAGCAGCACCCGUACAAGAUUUCACAGUAUCCCCCGAUCCUAGAUCUGCCACUAUGGUUAAAUGUCUUGUUUAAUGGUUGAGAGGUGUGGAGCGAUCUCAUUUGAAAGUCCAGAUCAGAAUGCCAUAUGCAUUCACAUGCUGGGUGAUGGAGGCCUAAGAGGGCAGACAGCAGUAUUGUCCGAGCGUAGGGGGUCAUACCCGUUCAUCGACCUGCGACUGUUAAACACCACUGUUCACCCGGGAGAAAUCGGCACCAAGAAGAAGGUGAAGAGGCUGCUAAGCUUCCAGCGCUACUUCCACGCUUCCAGACUGCUGAGGGGCCUCACCCCCCACACCUCCCUGCACCUGCUGGACGAGGACUACCUGGGCCAGGCCGCGCAUAUGCUGUCAAAGGUCGGAACAUGGAACUUUGACAUCUUCCUGUUCGACCGUCUCACCAAUGGCAAUAGCUUAGUCACACUUCUGUGUCAUCUUUUCAACGUCUAUGGACUUAUUCAUCAUUUCCAAUUGGACAUGGUGAAGCUGCAUAGAUUUCUGGGCAUGGUGCAGGAGGACUACCACAGCCAGAACCCGUACCACAAUGCCGUGCACGCCGCUGACGUCACGCAGGCCAUGCACUGCUACCUGAAGGAGCCCAAGCUGGCACAGUACCUCACUCCAAUGGACAUCUUCCUGGGGCUCAUGGCUGCCGCGGCCCAUGACGUGGAUCACCCGGGGGUGAACCAGCCCUUCCUCAUCAAGACCAAACACCACCUGGCCAGUCUGUACCAGAAUACCUCGGUGCUGGAGAGCCACCACUGGCGCUCCACAGUGGGCAUGCUCAGAGAGUCGGGCCUCCUGUCCCACCUGCCUGCUGACAUAACACAGGACAUCGAGCAGCAGCUGGGGUCCCUCAUCCUGGCCACGGACAUCAACCGGCAGAACGAGUUCCUGGGGCGCUUCAAGUCCCAGCUGGACGGCGACGACAUCAGCCUGGAGGACGCCGACCACCGGCACUUUGUGCUGCAGAUCGCCCUGAAGUGCGCGGACAUCUGUAACCCGUGCCGGGACUGGGAGCUCAGCCGGCAGUGGAGCGAGAGGGUGUGCGAAGAGUUCUACAGACAAGGUGACCUUGAGAGACGGUUUGAGCUGGAGGUCAGCCCCCUGUGUGACCAGCGGUCCAACUCUGUCCCCGUCAUACAGACAGGCUUCAUCACGUUCCUGGUGGAGCCCCUGUUCGAGGAGUGGGCGCGCUUCACGGACAGCAGCCUGCUGGCAGAGUGCAUGCUGGGACACCUGCGGAAGAACAAGGAGCAGUGGGGUCGGCUGCGGCUCGGGGAGCAGGACGCGGCGUGCCCCCCCCCCGGCACGGGGCAGGAGGAGGAGAGUGUCCCGUAGACACCCCCUCCCUGGAUCUCCCGAAAAAAAAGACCCCUUGCUUUUUCCCCGCGGGGGAAAAAAAAACUCCUUCCGGGAUCACAGCCCAUGCGCUGGGCCGUAGCGCGUUCCGCUAAC